Molecule: messenger RNA, 822 nt
Organism: Geodia barretti
Lineage: Eukaryota; Metazoa; Porifera; Demospongiae; Tetractinellida; Geodiidae
Source: the annotation of a GenBank genome assembly
AUGUCGGUUACUCGACGCAUUCUGUGGUGUAAAAGGCUGUUAGUGGGCAGUGUGUGGCGUGUCUUCCCCGAAGCCUCUCGCCAGCUAACAAUUCGAGCUGCCGAAGCGGAAGAAACGGUCGUUUCCAACGCGCAUGCGUCAGACGCCUCACCUUACCCCUACCACUACAAACCGGCUCACAAGGAGGCGCCUCUCAAGUCGUUUCAGACAGGCCAGGUCCUGGGUACCGUUCACCUACACCCAUUUGUCUUUGGAGCUCCUCCGAGAAUCGACAUCCUCCACAGAAUCGUGGUGUGGCAGCGAGCCAAGCGGCGGGAAGGACUCGCAAAGGUGAAGGAUCGAUCGGAGGUCCGGGGCGGAGGGAGGAAACCAUGGAAACAAAAGGGGAGUGGUCGGGCCAGACAGGGCAGCAUCAGAGCCCCUCACUGGCGAGGCGGGGGUGUGGUCCACGGACCGCGAGGCCCGAAAUCCUACGACUACACACUUCCAAAGAAAGUCAAAAGCCUCGGACUUCGAGUGGCUCUGUCGGUAAAGUACACGCAGGGAGAUCUAACAGUGGUUGAUGCCCUCCAGGUACCCACUCACAGAGUUCGAGAGACGUUCCCUAUUCUGGAGAGAGAAGAGUGGUCGUCGGUGUUGAUGGUGGACGGAGGAGAACUGGACAGGAACCUGUGCUACGCAACUCGUAACCUGCAGAAAGUCGACGUACUGCCGUCGAAAGGACUCAAUGUGUACAGCAUCCUGCUGAGGGAUAAACUGGUGCUCAGCAUUGGAGCUGUCAGACAGUUGGAGCAAAGACUGCUACAAGACUGUGUAGAUUGA